AUGCCUGAACACGAACAGCCCAUGGUCUCCCAUGGCCGCGGAGGGAACAUCGGCCAUGACACCACAGAGUACGAACCCCACCCCCGUCACUCGGUAGUAAUGUAUCUAACAGAAUCCAGAUACGUCGACGGUGAGAUCGUUCGUGAAGGUGUUUAUGGAGACCAAGGCGACGGCGCAUACUCCGCUGGUCGCGGUGGAGCAGGCAACAUCGGAUCGCCUAUGGUGCGACCAACCUCCAAAGUGCCCCAUGACGCAGAGAUGAUUCCUGAACUCGCAGUUCGCAACUCAACCGAUGAGACCUAUCACACCGGACGCGGCGGUCAGGGCAAUGUCCAUCUCGACGAAGCAACGCGCAAAGAGAAGGAAGAGCACAAGAAGAAGGUUGCACACGAGGGAUUGGCAGACAAGCUGAAGCACAAGCUUCUUGGGCGAAAGUGA
This is a messenger RNA of Penicillium salamii, 438 nucleotides long. The record is from the annotation of a GenBank genome assembly. Lineage: Eukaryota; Fungi; Ascomycota; Eurotiomycetes; Eurotiales; Aspergillaceae.